GAAGGCACAGCUUCUGAAGUUUCAUUUCUUUCAUAGGAUGGCGAGCGUGGCAACUGAAAUCAACCGUUUCAUGAGUUGCUCCAAAAGACUACAAAUUAUCUUAGACGACACUAAACGAUGUUUUGAUGAUAUCAAUGAAUCGGGAAAAUCCGAAGCUGGUCAGCUGUUUUCAGCUGAGCUACUGCAGGAGGAAGAGCAGGAAAUCCUGGCCACAGCAAGAAAACCCCCAGGCAUUGUCAUUUUUGGACAGAACUCCCACUGCAAAUCCUGUGUGGUUAACGAGAUCUUCAAUCGAAAUAUUUUCCCUAGAUUUGAUAAUGGAGAUAUCAAUGGAAAUAAUCGGAUGGUUCAAUUUAAAUAUGGAAGCAAUCUUUCUGUUGGCUUAUCACUUCCAGAUGGUUACGAUCUGGCUGAAAAUUUGGAAGCCUAUAAGAGGCCCUGGAGUACAAUACCAAUACAGGACAUUGAAAUUUCAGAAAACUCCAAUUUAGAUGGUGCUAACGGAACAGCUGUGUUGGAAGUAUCUCUGAAUCACUCGAUGCUCCGUCAAGGAGCUAAAGUGAUAGUAUCUCCGUCCAUGAAUGACUUUGGAAAUGACCUUGAACAGAAAUACAGUAAAUGUUGUGAGAAGAUCUCUCCCAUCCUGCUUUAUGCAUUCCAGACUUUGGAACUUACAGAAAGUGAUUUAAAUUUCCUGAAGAAGUUACAGACUGUAAGUCAUUAUCAGCCAGUGUGUUUCGUUGGGAUAAAUACCAGAACUUCAGAUUCUAGUGAUGAAAGGACAACAGAUGAAAAUGUAUCACAACAAAGACUUCAGUCAGAAACAAAUUUCAAUGGUGUUGUAGAUACUCUCGAUGACAAUGAAAACCACAACCUUUUGACUAGUAUUGAUGAACCAGAAUACCAUGUAUCUCCCAUGUCGUCGCCUUUGUCGAGAAGUCAGUCCAAAAAGGUGUGUAGAGCUGUGAUAUUGUCGUCUUCUACAGUGUUCCAACAACUCUGUGAUAUUGGUUACUUGAGUGAAAGUCCAGGUGCUAGAAACCUUUCCAGUACAAUGACUACUGAUUAUUACGAGGUCGAUAGUGAACUUAUCGAUAAUUUUUCCUCAUUUUCUUCAAGGAUUGUGUAUUUUGUUCAACAGACAAUUCAGCGGUAUCUUGUUAAUGCAGCAACCGUUCUAAACAACUGUCAUGAACGUUGUCUCAAUAUGUUCAUUGUCUCCGCCUUUGACAUGGCCCGUGACAUGAUGAUCACGCCUAAAAAACUUGAAUUUGCACGUGAAAAAGAGACAGAGUUGUACAAAUCUCUAAUGAAGAUUUCUGUGGAAAAAGGAGAUGAGAUAAAAACAAUGAUAUCAGAGACCAUUCAAGGCAUUCAUCAGGAAUUGGUUGAUAAAGCAGCUCAGUAUGAGUUUUUAGGUGUGGACUUUGACGAGCAGGGUGUGAUAUUAACCACCAAGGGCCUUAAGAUAUGUACUUACCAGAUACAAGAACUAGUGCUGGGUGCCCUUAAUCAGGCCAUCGCUGGAAAUCUAGUCCGAUCAGUGGAUGUGCUUCGUGAUACUUACACAGGAACCUUAAGUCGAUGUCUGGAAAGUCUUGAAAGGUUUGAUGCUGAUCACUCUCCAAGUACAAGCAGCAAAUCCACUAGUGAGGCACUCAAACAGAUCCUGAAUGCUGCCUACCAAGUGGAGAUCAGUCUCCAGUCAAGUUCUUCGUUCCUCCGAGUCAUACUGGAGCGCAUGAAACAGUUGGUCAAGGCCAUGCCAUGGAGUACUCCACCACGAAUUGACCUGGAAUGGAAGAAGAAGGCUGCAGCAGACAUUCUUGCCAAUCUCAGUGAAGCCAGGUUGGCUAAGAGUAUCUCAUCGCAGAUCAAAGAGAGAUUGAACAAAUCACAUGAUGCCUUUGCAAUUGCACUUCGGCAGUUAGAGCAGAAACACUCUGGGAGGUUGGACAAGAUUGAGGAUGAGCGCCUCAAACUGCGAAAGGUUCAUGCCCCCCGUGUGGCAAAGGUUGCCCUGGAGAGCACUUCACUCAAGGAUGUUAUUCUCCAUGGUACACCUCAGAUGAGUCGAGAGAUUGGUCGAGGUCAGUACGGUGUGGUGUACUCCUGUGACUCCUGGAGUGGCUUUUCUCCCUGCGCCAUCAAGUCUGUUGUACCUCCUGAUGACAAACACUGGAAUGACCUAGCUUUAGAGUUUUACUACACAAAGAACAUUCCACCACAUGAACGAAUUGUGGUACUGAGGGGAUCCGUAAUAGACUACAUGUAUGGCGGGGGAACCAGUCCUGCCGUUCUCCUCAUCAUGGACCGACUUCAGCGGGAUCUAUAUGCAGCUAUCAAACAAGGCCUAGACUGGGUCAGCAGGCUGCAGGUGUCAAUAGAUGUUGUAGAGGGAAUUCGCUUCCUACACAGUCAAGGUCUUGUACACAGGGACAUUAAACUCAAAAAUGUAUUGCUGGACAACGAGAAUCGUGGUAAGAUCACAGAUUUGGGAUUUUGCAAGCCGGAGGCUAUGAUGAGCGGCAGUAUAGUAGGCACGCCCAUCCAUAUGGCACCGGAACUCUUCUCUGGUCGCUAUGACAACAGUGUAGAUGUGUAUGCCUUUGGUAUUCUGUUCUGGUAUGUGUGUGCAGGGCAUGUCAAGCUUCCCAGUGCAUUUGAAAAGUGUGAUAACAAGGACCACCUUUGGACAUCAGUGAAAAAGGGUCUACGUCCAGAGAAGCUUGCAACUUUUGAUGCUGAUUGUUGGAAUCUGAUGGUGGAAUGCUGGGAAGGUGAGCCCUUGAAGCGCCCUCUAUUGGGAAAUGUUGAAACCCGUCUUCAAAAGAUUCAUGAACACUUCUGUAAAAUACAGCCAAGAUCAGAUUCACCAUUGGCUAAGAAGGGAGAUAAUCGAUCUCGAAGAAUUUCAGGAACACGGUCAAGGCUGCAAUCCAAUCAGUAAUAUAAGCUUUGUCAGCUGUGUAAGAUCUUAGUGACCUCGUUCUGACAUCCAUUAACUGUCCUUUUCUUAAAAUCAUUGACAGAGUUUUAAAUGAAGACAAGGAUCAUAUUUCUUUCCAAUGUGGUUUAUGUAUUAACUAGUGGAAACUUGUCAAUUUCUGCUUAACAUGUGUUGCAGAUAGCUGUCUGACUUUUGUUAAACAAAUUAACUGUGUCUCAUUGUGCAACAAAAGACCAAAUGGAAGGUGUAAUAUUUUAAGGAUGUUGUUCACAGAUUUUUAGCCCACCAUCAUCAGAUGGUGGGGUAUUCAAAUCGCCCUGCUUCCGUCGUCCAUCCGUCCGUCCGUCCGUAAACAAUUCUUGUUACCGCUAUUUCUGGGAAGGUACUGGAUGGAUCUUUCUCAAAUUUCAUAUGCAGGUUCCCCUUGGUCCCUAGUUGUGCAUUGUACCUUUUUUUGACUGAUUCAAAUUAAAGAUGGCCGACAGGCAGCCAUCUUGGAGUUUGAAAGUAAAAUUUUGUUACCGUUAUUUCUGGGAAAGUACUGAAUGGAUCUGUCUGAAAUUUCAUAUGCAGGUUCCCCUUGGUCCCUAGUUGUGCAUUGUACCUUUUUGGACUGAUCUGAAAUCAAGAUGGCUGACAGGCAGCCAUCUUGGAUUUUAAGAGUAAAAUCUUGUUACCGCUAUUUCUGAGGAAGUACUGGAUGGGUACUUCUGAUAUUUCAUAGGUAUUGGUUUCCCUUGGUCCCUAGUUGUGCAUUGUACUUUUUUUGACUGAUUUGAAAUCAAGUUGGCCCAUAGGCAGCCAUCUUGGAUGUCGACAGUAAUACAGCACAAGCAUAUUUUCUUUGAUAUUCUAUCAUAUUGAUUCAAGACCAUGUCCAUUAUCCACCUGUAACUGACUGCUAUCUAAUAAUACUUUGGGAUUUUUUCAAAUGAUAUUUGCUAAUAGGUGCUUAAUAAAAAUAUCUUGUGCCAUCAUUGAGUACAUUCAAUGAAGACCAAUUCAUGAACAUUUACAACACCUGUAACAAAAAAAAAAAAAAAUAUUUAAACAACUCAUUAAGAACUGAAAACAGAUCCUGAAAUGGUGGGCGCCAAGAUCCCUCUGGGAUCUCUUGUCCUUUAAAAUACAAUUUCAUCAUAUUAACCUGAUAUUAGACAUUAUCAUGACCAGCUCAAAUCAUUAUAAAAAUUAUGUGUCAAAGUUUGUAUGUUAAUGAAUAUAUUUCAGCAGUAAUCUUAUGUUUAUUCAGGUUGAUAGUGUUGCACUAAAACAUAGCUAAUUGCUAUUUGCUGUUCUUGAAUGGUGUUCCCAAUAGCGAUUGAUCAUUGUUUUUAACAAAUCCAUCAUUGUACUGGUUUCCCAAAAAGCGAAAAUGCAAAAAAAUUUGAUUAUCUAUUAUUCUUAAUGAUUCUUCAAAACAUAAUGUUAAGCAUCUGUGACUGUGAAGAACACUGAAGCUUGUAGGUGCUGUAAAACAGGUUUAUCACAUUGUCAUGGGUUUAUUUGAAAAUUGUAGAUUAGCUCACAGUUGUUGAUGUCCUACCAUCGAGAGAUUACACUGAAAUAUUGUUGACCGUUUUAUUGUAAAAAGUGUUCUCGUUACAGGAUAAUGUCACUUGAUCUGACAGAAUGCUUCUAUCUUUGUUCUAAUUUAUUUGAUAGAUAAUACCUGUGUGUUUGUUAUAUAUAUAUGUUCAUUUAUAUAUAAUUUAUUUACAUGAAAUGUGUCAUUGUUUCACUGUAAUAUAGCUGUUGAGAUUAUAACGUCAGUGUUCCUGAAUACCUUACAUCUAUGGAACAUCUUACAUGUACAGUCUGCUUUAGGAUAUAUCCUAGGCUCUCGUCUAGGUUUAUUUCCUUCUUUUCUGUAUAAGUUAAGAGUUACCAAUUUUAAGGAUAUAUGCUACCUUGAGUUAUUUCCCUUCAGUAAUAUUGACUGAAGUUAUCUCCUUUCCUUAAUUAUUGUAACUUUGAUUCCUGAUUCGACUUGCCUUAAAUGUAUAUACUAUAAUUUUUAAUGGUAUACUUGUGAGUUAUGUUUGUGUUGUCUUUCAUCAAAAUUAUUUUCAAAAAUAUUCCUAGUCUAUUUCAACCCAUAAUUUGGAACUCACGAAAAAAAGUGCAUGGAAGUAUACGGUACCAUGUAGUCUGGAGCUUUUAAACACUAUUGAAUUUGAAAACAUGUUCAGUUCCUGCUAUUUAGAUUUAGAAUCCUAUUUAUAGAUCAAUAAAGAUCCUGUACAUUUUUGUCAAUUAUUUCUUGACAAAAAGCAAUUGCUUUUUUUUCAGUAUGCAGAUGACACAAAUAUUCGAAUAAAUAGAAUAAAACUAAUGACUUGAAGUUCCAGUGGUUACAUAAAAUGUCUUCACCAUGGUAGUUUAUACAACAGUGUAAAUAACCUGACACUUAAGCAUUGAACUGCUUUCACUUAUGAUAUCAAUUCUAACAGGGUAAGGGCAAAUUCAAUGAAGCAGUUCAAUGCUUAUAUUUACUGUUUUAUUUACUUAUUUUUGUUUAUUAUAAGAGAACGUAUUCUCAGUUUGCUGACAUUAUUUGCAAUAUUCCUACUCUGUUGAUAGUUCAUUAGUUGGUAACACACAAGUGACAUUGAUAAAGAUACGUCCUAGCUGUGCCAUACAAUGGUAAAUAUUGUGAAAUAAUCAUACAUUGCAUCAAUUUUCAUAGUUAAUGAGAAAGAAAAUUGCCAACACUUAGUGUUCAAUAUGUAAACCUCUCCAAACAAUCUAUACUAGAAAAAUGUUUAAGAACAAAAACAAAUCACUGGAAUGGAUAUUUCAGAAUUCGUGAAUGUUUGAUAUCUUCUGUAUCACUACGUGUUCUAAGCACACUCCAUAUCUGCAAGUCAUUUAUGUGUUAUCAGUUUAGUUCAUUGCUUCGACUAAUGGCAUUCACAGACUAGUAAACGCAUUACAGCUAUUAUAUAUAUAGAUGUGCCAUACUUACAUGAUACCUUUGUGUGUAUUUGCUUCUAAAGCUUCAUGCUUGUUAUGUAAAUGUGAAUACAGGUGGUAUGAAUGUGAAAGUGGAGUGAAUGUAACUGACACUAUGUCACAAUAGAAUCAUUUAACAGAAAGUUUGUACUAAUGGGUAUUGUACUGUUUAUAUAAAUGUAAAAUAUCAAUCUCUUCCUGGUUCUAGAAAAAGCUUUUUAGAUUAUGACAUUUUGUAAGAAACAGAAACAGGUGUUUACGACUUUCUGUGUAUUUCACUCAUCAGUGGCUUCUCUCAGAGUACCUUGGAUCAUGAAGUGAUCACUGAGUUUAUCUUGCCAGUGAACUAUCUUUCCUUAUUUGUCCACUCUGUUAAUUGAGUUCAGGAGUUCAGAUACAUUGAUGGAAUUGACAAUAUAUCUGUAUCACCCAGGUGUGCAAUUCAUUGCAGUAAGCUUCAUGGAACUUUAGGUUAAAGAUUGAAGUAAAUUUUCAGUUAAUUUUCUGUGUACUGUUCAUUUAAAACAAUAUAUCUAGAAAUAUUAUUGAAUCAUGUAAAAGUCACCUUGAUCAUGACCUCAAGGUCAUUGGAAAAAAGGGCAAAGCAGAAAAAUGCAUAUUGGCAUACAGAAGAUUUUUUUAUUUUGAAAAUAUGCUUUUGAAAUUAAAACUACAACUUCUUGUACAAUAUUUUUGUAUGGUUGUUAUCACAUUUUGUGUGUGAAAUGACUAUAAUGCAGAGGUUGUCUUUUAUACAAAUAUUAUACAUAUGUAUUAAAAAUGCUUCCAAUAGUUAGUAUUG
This is a messenger RNA of Ylistrum balloti, 6707 nucleotides long. Its product is annotated as dual serine/threonine and tyrosine protein kinase-like. The coding region runs from base 38 to 2950 and encodes 970 amino acids. The transcript has 13 exons. The record is from RefSeq and is a predicted model, not a curated record. Gene Ontology annotation, biological process: protein phosphorylation. Gene Ontology annotation, molecular function: protein kinase activity; ATP binding. Lineage: Eukaryota; Metazoa; Mollusca; Bivalvia; Pectinida; Pectinidae.